UCCGCUUCCGCUGACUUCCGGCCGCGGAGGCCGGCGGCGGCGGUUGCUGGCUGCUGCAGUGCAGAGCUGUUCCCGCGGCCUUUCGGGAGCCGGGGCGGCCAUGAACUUCUCCGAGGUGUUCAAGCUCUCCGGCCUGCUCUGCAAGUUCUCCCCCGACGGCAAGUACCUGGCUUCCUGUGUUCAGUACCGGCUCGUGGUCCGUGAUGCGAACUCCCUUCAGAUCCUUCAGCUGUACACAUGCCUGGACCAGAUCCAGCACGUGGAGUGGUCGGCAGACUCUCUCUUUAUCCUGUGUGCCAUGUACAAACGGGGGCUCGUGCAGGUCUGGUCUUUGGAGCAGCCGGAAUGGCACUGCAAGAUAGACGAGGGCUCGGCAGGGCUGGUGGCGUCGUGCUGGAGCCCGGACGGGCGCCACAUUCUCAACACGACCGAGUUCCACUUGCGGAUAACCGUCUGGUCCUUGUGCACAAAAUCUGUAUCUUACAUCAAAUAUCCUAAAGCUUGUCAGCAGGGAAUCACCUUUACCAGGGACGGCCGCUACAUGGCGCUGGCGGAGCGGCGCGACUGCAAAGACUACGUGAGCGUGUUCGUGUGCAGUGACUGGCAGCUCCUGAGGCACUUUGACACGGACACCCAGGAUCUCGCAGGGAUAGUGGCGAAUGUUGUGGCUCUUUGUGUUCCGAGGUUGAUCGUGUUAUUGCCUUGUUUUGGCUUGGACCGUUGGACAGCCUGCCGAGUCUUGGGCCCUCAGGUGCGCAUCCUCAACCACGUGACCUGGAAAAUGAUCACGGAGUUCGGGCACCCCGCAGCCAUCAGCAAUCCCAAGAUAGUCGUGUAUAAGGAAGCCCAGAAGAGCCCGAAACCGGGGCUGGGCCGCCUGCCCUUCCCGCCCCCCAGGGCCACCUCGGAGAGUAAAUAUGAGAUCGCCUCCGUGCCCGCCUCCCUGCAGACGCUGAAGCCCCUCGCUGACAGGGCGAACCCUAAAAUCGGCGUAGGGAUGCUGGCCUUCAGUCCCGACAGCUACUUCCUGGCGACGCGCAACGACAACGUCCCCAACGCCGUCUGGGUCUGGGACAUGCAGAAGCUGCGGCUGUUUGUGGUGCUCGAGCAGCUGUCCCCCGUGCGCUCCUUCCAGUGGGACCCGCAGCAGCCCCGGCUGGCCAUCUGCACGGGGGGCAGCAAGGUCUACCUGUGGUCCCCGGCAGGCUGCGUGUCCGUGCAGGUGCCCGGGGAAGGAGACUUUCCCGUGCUUUCGCUGUGCUGGCACUGCAGUGGGGACUCGCUGGCCCUCCUCAGCAAGGAUCACUUCUGCCUCUGUUUCCUGGAGACCGAGGAGGGGGUCGGCCUGGCCGUCAGACAGCGGGACGGCCACACGUAGGAGCUGUGCACACGCCCGUGUGGGGGAUAGAGCCACCUGCAUGCUGCCAGCGUGGGCAGGGAUGGAGACUCCCUGGAGGGGCCGACUGCGAUGGUGCAAACUGGGUGACUGGGUUCUGUUUUGCUAUGGCAAGCCACUUUUGUAAAUAUGUAUAAAACUAAUUUUUAUUUAAAAUAAAUAUUUGAUAAUUUAUACAAA
Messenger RNA from Microcebus murinus (gray mouse lemur), 1576 nucleotides. Lineage: Eukaryota; Metazoa; Chordata; Mammalia; Primates; Cheirogaleidae. The record is from RefSeq and is a predicted model, not a curated record.